AGGUCAGGGGUCACAGUAAGAUGGCGGCUGUGCGCGUGGUGCGCAGUGGCGGAGGCCGCAUCAGCUCUCGGCGGCCCGUCUUCAGCACCGACUCCAGGUAUUUGCUAUGUGCAUCAGGGGACCAAGUGAAGGUGUAUAGCACAGCUACAGAAGAAUGUGUGCACGUCCUACAUGGUCAUAACGAUCUUGUCACUGGCAUUCAUCUCAAUCCCAAAAACAAUUUGCAGCUAUAUUCCAGCUCAUUGGAUGGCACUAUUAAACUCUGGGACUUCACAGAUGGAAUCUUGAUGAAGACAUUCGUAGUGGGUUCGAAGCUGCUUGCACUGUACACCUCUGCUAGUAAAGGAGCGUCCAUCUUUGCGAUCGUUCCAAAAGAUAGUGAUGAAUCCUCAGGUAAUUUCCAAUUGGUAUCGGUCGAUCUGCCCAAAUCGUCUGCACAAGAAGUUGAAGCACAAAUCUUGAGUGUCAUUUUCAAAGAUGUCCAUCAGUCACCAACAUCAAUAGCUUUCGGCAGAGAGGGUGAAUAUGUUGCUUCAGUGAAAGCUUUGGAACUCCGUGUGUAUUUCUUCAAAAAUAAAAAAUAUUACAGGUUUCCCCUGAGUAUCAAAAGUCGUAAUGGAGCAAAUAAUGUAUUUAAGUGUGUAACUUGUCAUCCACGAGAGGACUGCAUAGCAACAGGGCACAAAGACGGCAAAGUGCGACUUUGGCGGAAUUUUGAUCACGAAAGGGAGUACACCUACUCUGCUCACCAUUGGCAUCACGAUGCAGUCAAUGACCUGAUCUUCUCAGCAGAAGGUACGUACCUGUUAACUGGUGGGAUGGAGUCUGUGCUGGUUCAGUGGCUUUAUGGAGUUGAAACAAAGAAGGACUUCCUACCUCGUCUUGGGUCAGCCAUUGAACAUAUCGCAGUUUCACCUGAUGGUCUCUUGUGUUCUACAUCUCACAGUGAUAACAAAAUCAUGACUAUCCAAAGCAGCAUGAACGUUUCUGCUAUAAUUCAGGGUUUAGUCAAAGGACAAAACGUUAAGACUGGUUUAAUGAUUGACCCACGAAGCAAAGCUCUGGUUCUGAAUGGAAAACCAGGACAGUUGCAGUUUUAUUCACUUCAGAACGAUCAGCAGUUAUAUAAUCUAGACAUAGUGCAACAGGAGUACAUUCAUCAGUCAGGUCUGAACCAGGCUGAGCUGGUCAAGGCAGCCUUUGAUUUUGAGGGUAAAUGGUUAGUUACUGUAGAAGAAAGGAAGGACAAAGCAACCGAACUUGAGCUGCAAAUGAAGUUUUGGGUCUAUGACGAGGAGAAACAAAGCUUUGUUCUCAAUACCACAAUAACUACACCACAUGACGACCAUAUUGCAGCUCUCUGCUUCCAGAGUUCGUCUAUUUGCAGAAAUGGGCCACCAACAUUGGUGACAGCUGGAUUGGACAACAGGUUUAAAGUCUGGGUUUUAGUGGACAAUUCUGAUAUAUACAGACAGAGUGUAUGCUGGAGCUGUGAUUUUGUUGGCACCUACCACCACCUCCAGGCCACAAAGUGCAGUUUCUCUGAGGAUGGUUCACUGCUUGCUGUCUGCUUUGAACAAAUUAUUACUCUGUGGGACCCUGAAACUUGGGAUCUCAAGUGCACCUUUUGCCAUCCCCCUAGUAAAAUACGAGACCUUGCCUUUGGAAGACUAAGCUGUGCCAAGUACCUCCUCGCUACAACAGACAAUGGGUUUCUCUGCUGCUGGAACCUUUUAAGUUGUAUGCUGGAAUGGAGUGCACAGCUGAAUAUAAUGGUGUUGCAAGUGGAUCCACUCUCUGAGAAUGUUGCUGCCUUUUCUGGACUCUCUAACAAUGUUGAUUUGUUUAUUUUCAAGCCAAAUGAGCCAAGACCAUUGUACAUGCAGAAGAAUGUGUGUUAUAGCAAGGUCCAGUGGGCUCUCUUUGUUCCCAGAGACUUGCCUGAGGAGUACAACACUGAGAGCAAGCAAUGGCUUUGCAAAUCUCAGCUCUAUUUCAUCACAAAAUCACAGGACCUCAUGACGUUUAGUACAAAAUUACCAGAAGAAAAAUUGACAUCAUCCAGCAAGCAGCUGGUGAUAGACGAAUAUAUUCCUAUGACUCCGUUCCACAUGAUUGUGGGAAAACAAAGGCAGUCGCAAGGAAUUGGAUCAGAAGCAGAGAAAAUUGCUUUGCCCGAAGGAUCUGUCACAAUAAAAGAGAUGCUUCACACUCCAGCUCACGUUCUACCAAAUGCUACUUACCUUUGUUCGAUGUUUAUGAAUUCGUUGCUGAUAUCCAAGGCAGGAAAAAGCUCAGAGGAAGAGAAGGAAGACGUGGAAAUGGAGAGCAAGGAAGAGGAAGAUGAUUCUGACAUCGAGAUACAUCCCAACGAAACUCAAGCAGAAACAAGGACAGCAUCCUCUUCGGAUGAACUGCUCCCUAAAUUGUCCAAAUCAGAGGAGAAAGAACUGAAGAAAAUUCGGAAGAUUGAUUUCAAUUGGGUCUUCACUCUGUAGGCUGCAAAGUUGCGAGAUUAAGAGAAUUUUUUUUUACUAGCUAUACCGACCCGUUGCAGCUACGCUUGCAAGCAAAUAUGGAAUGUAGAUUUGUGUAGUUAUGUCUGAGGUUCGGAAAAACUGGCAGUCUUGGAUUUCUAUAUAAAUAGUUUCAGAAUAUAGUAUCUGUGUUUUAAAUAGCUUGGGUGUGCUCAACUCUACUGUUUUCAACAUUGGUAUAUAGUUUGCAACAUGAAAUCUAUAUUUAGCUGGAAGUACAGAGUAAAAGAAUAAAUCUAAUGGAAAGAUGGGAAUUGUUGGAAUAAACCAGCAAGAUAUAAAAUAUUAGAAAUAUUAACUCUUGAAAAAUUGCUCCAAAUGUUUGUUUGUUACUCCACACAAUCUCAAAAUGAUGUGUUUUUGUACAAUACAUCUUUUUACUUGUCAUUGACUCACAAAUAGUAAAGGAAUAUCAAUAAUAACUUAUAACAGUACAUUACCAUUUGAAAAUGGAGAAAAAUCUAUAGACGGCUUUGCCUUGUUCAAUCUUUUUAAAGUUUGUGUCGAUGAUAAAUUAAAGCUUUUGUAUAUAACUAU
Messenger RNA from Callorhinchus milii (elephant shark), 3074 nucleotides. It is a transcript of the gene wdr75, whose product is annotated as WD repeat domain 75. Gene Ontology annotation, molecular function: protein binding; RNA binding. NCBI's taxonomy places the organism in Eukaryota, Metazoa, Chordata, Chondrichthyes, Chimaeriformes, Callorhinchidae. The transcript is spliced from 21 exons. Gene Ontology annotation, cellular component: nucleolus. The record is from RefSeq and is a predicted model, not a curated record. Gene Ontology annotation, biological process: positive regulation of transcription by RNA polymerase I; positive regulation of rRNA processing. The coding region runs from base 21 to 2498 and encodes 825 amino acids.